UUCAUGUCUUCUCAAAGAAAAUAACUAUCCAACAUGGCGAAGAGCCAUGUCCAAUGCAUUACUUGCCAAGAACAAAUUUGGCUUUGUUGAUGGAACUUUGCUGCGACCAGAACCAGAUUCAGCAGAUCUUGCAAUAUGGAUCAAAAACAACUCCAUGAUUAUCUCAUGGAUAUUUAAUUCUCUUGACUCAUCUCUUCAUGACAGUGUUGUUUUUUUUGAUACAGCUAGGGAGAUAUGGGUCGAUCUUGAAGAACGUUUGUCACAAGGAAAUGCACCUCGAGUGCAUCAACUAAGAACUGAGAUAGUGAAUACGCAGCAGAAGGAUAUGUCAAUUGCUGCAUAUUACACAAAGCUUAAGGGACUUUGGGAUGAGUACAACGCUUAUUCUCAAAUUCCGCCUUGCACUUGCGGUUCGGCCAAAGCAAUUGCUGUUGAGAAAGAAAAAGAAAAGGUUCAUCAAUUCUUGAUGGGAUUAAAUGAAAAAUAUAAUGUGAAAAGCAACAACAAAUUGCAACGACAAGAGGGGCAACCAUUGUUGAAGCAGCUGCAUUUGCUGCAUCCAAAAACAACCUGAAGGCUGUGACACGAAGCAACAAUGGUAACCGAGACACAUCAAAGCUGUAUUGUGAACAUUGCAAGAAAAAUAAACACACAAAGGAGACAUGUUUU
Pistacia vera is the source of this 669-nucleotide messenger RNA. RefSeq lists its product as uncharacterized. Bases 47 to 574 code for a protein of 175 amino acids. The transcript has 2 exons. The record is from RefSeq and is a predicted model, not a curated record. Lineage: Eukaryota; Viridiplantae; Streptophyta; Magnoliopsida; Sapindales; Anacardiaceae.